AUGGCGCCUGGUCGCAAGGCCAGAUCUCCCCAGCCAAGUCGCCCGGCAAACACCCUGAUCCUCGACAAUGGCGCCGCCACACUGAAAGCAGGUCUUCUCUCCAAUCCAUCCACGCCGCCGCUGGUCAUCCCCAAUCUUGUCGCCCGCGAUCGCCUCCGGAAGACAUACGUUGGGUCGGAAGCGAGCUCGAUCCGCGACACCUCUGAUCUCGCCCUCCGCCGACCCGUCGAGCGUGGGUCGAUUGUGAACUGGGAAGUGCAAAGGGAAAUCUGGGAUCGAACAUUUCUCGAUACUGGCGCGCCGCUGCGCUGCGACCCCAGCGAAACGAGGCUGAUGUUGACGGAGCAACCGAAUAAUCUGCCAGCGCUCCAGGCCAAUUGCGACCAGAUUGUGUUUGAGGAGUAUGGCUUUGCAAGCUACUAUCGUGGCGUUGGCUCCACGUUCAACGCCUACCACGAUGUGCAGACUCUUUUCCGUACCCCCACGGACCAUCCAACCGUCGCCAACGCGCCAGCCGAGGUUAUGCUCGUCGUGGAUUCGGGCUACUCGCACACGACCGUCACACCCGUCCUCGCGGGUCGAGCCGUUCAUUCGGCCGUCCGGAGACUCGACGUGGGCGGCAAGCUCAUGACCAACUACCUUGCCCGUCUCCUCUCGCUGCGGCACUUCGACAUGCGCUCCGAGACCUUCCUCGUCAACGAGAUCAAGGAAGCCGCGUGCUACGUGUCGCCCGAUUUCAGGCGCGAUGUCGAAAGUUGCUGGAAAGGCACACGGGGCGAGAAACGGGCAGAAUAUCUUACGGGAGGCGGCAUCGCCAAGGACUACAUCCUACCCGACUUUCACACGCGAUGGAAGGGCCAACUCGUCGACUACGACCCCGCGCGGCACUCCAAGAGCAAGAAACUGGCCGGCAGCGACGAGGACGCCCUGACGCUUCGGAAUGAGCGCUUCUGCAUACCGGAACUCGCAUUCAGUCCUUCCGACAUGGGCAUGCGCCAACCUGGGCUCCCAGACCUGAUACACCAAUCACUUCAGACCUUGCCAGUAGGGCUUUGGCCUGGAUUGCUAGCGAACAUCCUGGUGGUGGGAGGCAAUGUCUUAUUUGAUGGGUUCAUUCAACGUCUACAGAAAGAGGUCGUCCAGCGCUUCCCAGAUGAUUGCGUGGUGCGAGUUGCCAGACCAGCAGACCCCAUUACCAGUACCUGGCAAGGCGCGGCUAUUCUGGCGAAUCACCCCCAUAUCGAGAAGCUUGUCGUCACAAAGAAUGAAUACGAUGAGCUGGGGGCUUCGCUCGUGGCCCGGAAAUUCGCCCAAGGUUUGGGCGCAGGCUGA
Messenger RNA from Emericellopsis cladophorae, 1332 nucleotides. Its product is annotated as Actin-related protein-like protein. The record is from RefSeq and is a predicted model, not a curated record. Gene Ontology annotation, molecular function: nucleosome binding. The coding region runs from base 1 to 1332 and encodes 443 amino acids. NCBI's taxonomy places the organism in Eukaryota, Fungi, Ascomycota, Sordariomycetes, Hypocreales, Bionectriaceae. The transcript has a single exon. Gene Ontology annotation, cellular component: Swr1 complex.